Rasamsonia emersonii CBS 393.64 is the source of this 573-nucleotide messenger RNA. RefSeq lists its product as uncharacterized. The record is from RefSeq and is a predicted model, not a curated record. Lineage: Eukaryota; Fungi; Ascomycota; Eurotiomycetes; Eurotiales; Trichocomaceae. The annotation marks the transcript as partial. The transcript has a single exon.
GCUCGGAUGGCUAGUCCUUGCCCGGGGCCUGGUUGUCGGUGUUGGAGUCGUGCGAUGGCUGCCUGGGAAUCUAGUAAGAUGGUGACUGGUCCCUGGCCACAAAGCCUUGGGGUGAGCUCUAAGGCCCUGCAUGCUCCUAUAAGCUCUGCAUCGAACACUUCCUUCCCUUUCCCAAGGGGAUCUCCCGUGUCUGCCAGACCCCUUGGGGGUUCUGCCAUGCAAUGCCUGCGCCUACCUGGCCUUAUGGCUGGCCAAGCGGACGGGUGUGCGGAGUCACGAACCCUCGUCUUCGCUGGCGUGCCGGUCUUGCUGCUGACUUUGGAACCAUCCUCUUUCUUGCGACCCAAGCUGGAGCUCGAUCAAGAAGGGUCUACCGAAGCCCUCCUCUUUUCCUUUUCUCUCUUUUCCUCGGUCACCUUUCCUCCGCUCGAGCUCCCUUUUCUCGACUAUCUCUGGUCUGCAGUCAGAGGCUGGCUUGGUGGCGCGGUGCUUCGAUAUUCGUGCCGUGACGAGGACCCCUUCGGAUCAGUCUUGCCCUUUCCCCGUCGGCCAGGUCGGUCGGAUCUGGUGUGA